Messenger RNA from Aspergillus ochraceoroseus IBT 24754, 507 nucleotides. RefSeq lists its product as uncharacterized. NCBI's taxonomy places the organism in Eukaryota, Fungi, Ascomycota, Eurotiomycetes, Eurotiales, Aspergillaceae. The transcript has 6 exons. The record is from RefSeq and is a predicted model, not a curated record. Bases 1 to 507 code for a protein of 168 amino acids.
AUGCCAUUUAGCAACUACUCCACCACACCACACCACACCACACCACACCACACAACAACACUACACUACACAACUACACAACUACACAACUACACAACUACACAACUACACAACUACACAACUACACAGCAACACAGGCCUAGGUUGGGUGGCUGGGACGGGCCUGGGUUAUCAGACAGGGGGGGGUGGGGGGUGCCUAGGUUGGGUGGCUGGGACGGGCCUGGGUUAUCAGACAGCGGGGGGUGGGGAGGAUGCCUAGGUUGGGUGGUUGGGACGGGCCUGGGUUAUCAGACAGCGGGGGGUGGGGAGGAUCUACACCCAUCAUAUAACAUAGCUAUAACAACACAGCAACACAGGCCUAGGUUGGGUGGUUGGGACGGGCCUGGGUUAUCAGACAGCGGGGGGUGGGGAGGAUCUACACACAUCAUGCCCAGGCCUAGGUUGGGUGGAUGGGAUGGGCCUGGGUCAUCAUAUCUCAGACUAACCUGUAGAAUACGCCCAUCGUAG